Tuber aestivum (summer truffle) is the source of this 1397-nucleotide messenger RNA. NCBI's taxonomy places the organism in Eukaryota, Fungi, Ascomycota, Pezizomycetes, Pezizales, Tuberaceae. The record is from the annotation of a GenBank genome assembly.
AACAACAAUACCAAACGGUGGGGUAAGAAGUGCAAGCGGCCAACCUUUGCCCUGAGGAGUACUCGUGGUUUAGGGGGCACCAAUAACAUCGAUACUGAUCCGUCUCCUCUAAUGGCCCCCUCCUCCACUCUCCCGUAUAUCACUUCACACAUCUAUACCGUCUAUCUCCUCUUUUCCACCACCCUACACCUUUUCCUCCAAAUAUUCCUCUCCCUCCUAUCUCUCCCCGCAACACUGAAUACCCACCUCCUCCACAAUGGCGCGAGAUACCUCGAGGAGCACUACCACACGCCAAACGCUUUCGCUCUGAUCACCGGCGCUACCGACGGGAUCGGUCGGGCAUUUGCGUUGGAACUCGCCGAGAGAGGGGUAUCUCCCACUUCCUGCCUCCCCUCCCCUCCAUCCAACUUGUGCUGAUUUCAUGUCAAAAGUGGAAUAUAAUCCUCCACGGGCGAACACAAGCGCGCAUAAAACCAUUACUAGAACACCUCCGGCAGAAGUACCCCCGCCAGACAUUCCUUCCUCUACCCAUCGACGCAGCGAAUGUUCGAGCUGGGGGGAUCAGUCAAGCGCUACAGGAGCUAGUGCCGGGAGUCUGCGUGACGCUAUUGAUCAACAACGCCGGGGCACUUCCACCUGUAAGGGCAUUCUCGGGAUUAAGUGAUGAGGAGGUGAUCGAUAAUGUGGCUGUGAACGUUACGUUUGGAGCAUUGGUCGUUAAAGCACUGAUGAAUGGGUGGUUUGGCAGAAGGGCUUGCGUGCUCGGGAUGGGGAGUGUUGGGGCCGUCAUGACUUUGUGAAUUUUCACAUCGGGGAAGUCAAGGCCGGGCAAAGGGCUAAUAAUCGAGUGAUAGACCGGGGACCCCAACCUACUCGGGAUCGAAAUCAUUCACUCGUAAAUUCUACGCCUGCUUGCGGACUCAACUAUCUUCACCGCAUCCAGCCUUUGCCACCCCCGCCUCCUCCUCCCCCUCGACGCAGCUGGAAAUCCUCCCGAUAUUAGUUGGAGGAGUACGCACCAAAAUGACGCCCAUAUCUGAAGACGGCAAUAUAUUCUUCCUGACGCCACAAGCAUUUGCCCGACAUGCUUUGGCAAAGGUUGGACUUGGGCGGGAGGUUUAUGGGUAUUUCUGGCACGAAGUGCAGAUGUGGUGCAUUACCAUUUGGCCGGAGGAAGGGGGGAUGAGGGGGUGGGUUAAUAAAGCCAUGAUGCGCGGGGUGGAGAAGCUGAGAGCUGAGGGAUGGAGGAGGUUGAGCGAUGGGGCGAGGAUGGUUGACGGGAGGUUGGUUGAGAGGGGGGAUGGGCAUUGAAAAGGAGUCUAUAGUAAGGCGGCGGGAACAAUGACGAUUGCAAAAGCAAUCCCGAGUGUUAUAGAAGCAUAAAUCUAUAGAUUGCU